GAAACGCGAACGGUGAAAUGUUCAUGACGUUCAUGUUGUUCAUAACCUCCAAAAAUGUUCUCGUUUUACAUUUGUUGAGCAUAUUAAAUGAAUGUGUUGUUGUCUAAGACAAUAAUAAAAAAUAUAUAACAAUGAGCAUCAGUGACGACAGUGAUCAUAAUUUAAGUGACGAUGCACAGGAUGAUGAUGGAGAAAGAACUGAAAUCAGAUCACAACUAUCAUCACUGUCAUUUGAAGAACUGCAAAAAUUAAAGGAGAAAAUUGGAGCUAAGGUUUACAAGGAAGCAAUUUUUGGCAAAAAUGAAACGGAAAGGGCACCUGCAAAGGUUUUUAAAAGGGAAAAUAAGAACAGACCACGCGAGAUGAGCUCAAAAAAACCUGUACCGUUGCUGCAAGGUGUCCCUACUGUCAAGAAAAAGGAAAUUCGGGAUCCAAGAUUUGACCCACUCUGCGGAGAGUUUGACAAAAAACAAUUCUCAGAAAAUUAUAACUUCUUAUCAGACAUUCGUAUGAAAGACAUCAAAGCCAUACGGGCAGAACUAAAAGAAACCACAGAUCCAGACAGACAGCUUCAACUGAGGAGACUACUGCAAAGAUUAAAUGAUCAACAUAAAGCAAGUAAAAAGCAUAAAAUUGACAGUGAAAAACUUGAUAAGAAUAAAGAAGCUCUUAAACAGGAGUUCAAAGAAGGAAGACAGGCACACUUCAAAAAUAAAUCUGAACUGCGUGUGGAGGCAUUAGUCAAACAGUAUGAGGAACUGAAAAAGGAAGGUGCUGGACGAAUUCAGCGUCAUCUCAAACGCAGACAGCAGAAAGUUAAAAAACGGUCUCAUAAAGCACCUACAGGUGUCAGUUGAAAUAAAAUUAUCUCUUAAGGAAAGUUCUCUUAUUGAUGA
This is a messenger RNA of Trichoplusia ni (cabbage looper), 896 nucleotides long. RefSeq names its product ribosomal RNA processing protein 36 homolog. Lineage: Eukaryota; Metazoa; Arthropoda; Insecta; Lepidoptera; Noctuidae. Gene Ontology annotation, biological process: maturation of SSU-rRNA from tricistronic rRNA transcript (SSU-rRNA, 5.8S rRNA, LSU-rRNA). Gene Ontology annotation, cellular component: 90S preribosome; nucleolus. The transcript is spliced from 4 exons. The record is from RefSeq and is a predicted model, not a curated record. The coding region runs from base 132 to 857 and encodes 241 amino acids.